Penicillium roqueforti is the source of this 1110-nucleotide messenger RNA. RefSeq lists its product as uncharacterized. Gene Ontology annotation, molecular function: oxidoreductase activity, acting on NAD(P)H, oxygen as acceptor. Gene Ontology annotation, cellular component: intracellular anatomical structure. NCBI's taxonomy places the organism in Eukaryota, Fungi, Ascomycota, Eurotiomycetes, Eurotiales, Aspergillaceae. Bases 1 to 1110 code for a protein of 369 amino acids. The transcript is spliced from 4 exons. The record is from RefSeq and is a predicted model, not a curated record.
AUGUUCAAGCCGGCAGUCGCACGCGAUGCCAUCAAGGCCGCCCGUCCUGUAUUAGCAGCCGCCCGUCCAGCGAUGGGCCUCACACGUCCUCUCUCAUACACCGCCUCACUGGGAAAGAAGAAGAGCGAUGACCCUGCAAAAGACCCCAUCCUCUCUGCUACAAAUAAGGCUCCCGAGGGUGCUGCUAGUGAUAAGGAGGGCAGAUUUGCUCGCACUGAUGAAAGCGUACAAAUCGAAUACCCUCCCGACAACGAGAUGCCCACUCAGCCCGUGGCUCAGGGACGCGGUGGCAUGCAUUUCAAGCGUACUUUGGCCCAGUUCUCACUUGAGAAGAAAGUCAGCGUGGUGACUGGUGGUGCUCGUGGCUUGGGUCUAGUCAUGGGCCAAGGCCUCGUUGCUUCCGGCUCGGAUUUGGCCAUCAUUGAUCUUAAUAAGGACGAAGCCGAGGCCGCAGUUGCCUCAUUGAUCGAGCAGUUCCACAAGGAGAAUCCCGGUGUGGAAGAUAUGCCCAAGGUCACCGCCCAUUAUGCCGACGUCGCUAACCCCGACUCUGUGAGCAAUGCGAUGGCCGAAGUCCUGGCCAAGCACAGCAAGAUCGAUAACCUGGUCACGUCGGCCGGCUUCACCGAGAACUUCGAGGCCAUCAACUACCCCUUCGACCGUAUGCAGAAGCUGUGGGGUGUCAAUGUCGACGGCACAUACCUUUUCGCCAUUAAUGUUGCUAAGCACCUGAUGGAGCGGAAGGCGCCCGGGAGCAUCGUCAUGAUCGGCUCCAUGUCCGGCGCUAUCGUUAAUGUUCCCCAGCCCCAGGCUCCGUACAACGCCGCGAAGGCUGCUGUACGCCACCUUGCUGCUUCGCUCGCUGUGGAGUGGGCCAGUCAUAAUAUCCGUGUUAACUGCAUUAGCCCUGGCUAUAUGCUCACUGCUCUAACUCGCAAGAUCCUCGAGGAGAACCCCAAGCUUCGCGACCAGUGGAUCUCCCUCAUUCCUGCCGGCAAGAUGGGUACACCGGAGGACCUGAUGGGUGCUGUGACCUUCCUGCUCAGCGAUGCCUCCAAGUACGUCACUGGGGCGGAUCUCCGCGUUGACGGAGGCUAUACCGUAACCUGA